AAGCAUUAUAUUACUUAAUUACGAAAUUAAUUAAUACAAUAUUUAAUAAAAAUUAUUUAAAAAUUUAGUAGGAUUUUGUUAGAUUUUUCUCAACAGAUUUUGUUAUAACUGAAAAUAAAAUUCAAAUCUAUAGUUAAAAUUAAUUUAUUAUUAAUAUUCCUAUUAAUUAUUAUGUCAUAUUAUGUGAUUAAUGAAAUGGUCGUAGUAGACUUCUAAAUAGUAGAUAAAAAUGGUACUUCUCUUUUAAUAGAGAAGAAGUAAAAAGUAUAAUUUUUCUAUAUUUUCUUCUAAAAUAGAGGAACCUAUUAUAGAGGCAUACAUUAGAGUAAUCCACCUUUAUAAUAGAGAUUUAUAUUUUAGAGAAAAAUAUAGAGAUAUACAUUGGAGAUGCUCUAACCCUAGGAGUGAUACUUACCAUUUUCAACCCAUUUCUAUAAUAGAGAUCUCUAAAAAAAAAAAAAAAAUAGAGAUGGUGUUUUUGCUCUAAUGUGUUCCUCUAUAAUAAAAGAAUGUUAUAUUUACUUCUAUAAAUAGAUGAAUGCUAUUUUUUCUCUUAAAUAUAGAGGAACAAAUAACAUUCCUCAACACUGGAGACACCUUCGCAUUAGAGUGAAUAAUAAACAAAUUAAUAAGAGAGAUUAGUCUUGUAGUCCACAAAAUGCGACCUAAUUUGUAGAAAAAAUUCAAAAGUCUUUGUGAAAAAUCUAUUUUUAAACUAGUUAAAAUAUAAAUUUAAUUAAUUUUGUCCUAUAAUGUAACUUAUAUGUCAACUGUUGAUCAUUUUUCUCUUAAUAAAUAUAAACGAAUAUUGAAGAGAAAUUGAAAAAAGUCUGCGAUAUUCAGAUUCUAUAAAUUAUAAUACUUUUAAAAAGAAAACAGAAUAAUUCACGAAACUGUGGAGCUGAUUGGGAAUAUUCCCACGAGCAGUGACGUGUCGGCCGACGAUAAGAAACCAGCUCUUCACCGGUGUGAGUGACGUCAUCAAACGCGUAACAUCAGCGCAUGUUAAAAGGUAAGCGGAAAAGACUUCGACUUUCUCCCAGUGCUUUGUGUCGUACAUCGCUCGUUUACUUCUUCAACGUGCUUUUAUUAUUCUACGCCAUGAACUAUUCAAACCAAAGAGAUGAUGAGCUCAUCAUCUUCUAAUACACAAGCUGUACCAUUCAGAGACAUGGCGAUGUAUGAACCGUUCCAACAGUCGACUGGUUGGGAUAACACUUUCAACACCAUAACUAGUAACAAUCAUAACAACAACAAUCAGACUUCUUCCGCAGUUGCUAGAAGAGAAGCAGAUGAUAACAAUAAAGGAAACUACACUUCUUUGUAUAAUAACUCUGUUGAAGCAGAACCUUCUAGUAACAAUGAUCAGGAAGAAGUUCAAAUCAAUGAUAAGGGGGAGACACGGCGUGAUAACAUUAAUUGUUGAUUCAUUCUGUAUCCACAGAUGAAACGGAGAUUGGCUCAGAACAGAGAGGCUGCUCGCAAAAGUCGUUUGAGAAAGAAGGCCCAUGUCCAGCAGUUAGAAGAAAGCAGGUUAAAACUAUCACAGCUCGAGCAGGAACUCGUAAGAGCUAGGCAGCAGGGAUUAUGUGUAACAUCAGACGCUACUUAUCUUGGACCAGCCGGGACCAUGAACACAGGGAUCGCUGCGUUCGAGAUGGAACACAAACACUGGCUAGAAGAACAAAACAAGAGAGUCAGCGAGAUUCGAACCGCGCUCCAAGCGCACAUCAGCGACGUGGAGCUCAAAAUGCUCGUCGACGUUUGCUUGAACCACUACGCCAAUCUCUUCCGCAUGAAAGCUGAUGCUGCGAAGGCUGACGUGUUCUUCUUGAUAUCCGGAAUGUGGAGAACUUCCACCGAACGUUUCUUCCAGUGGAUCGGAGGUUUCCGCCCCUCCGAGCUCUUAAAUGUUGUGAUGCCGUACAUUGAGCCUUUAACUGAUCAGCAACUUUUGGAGGUGAGGAACCUUCAGCAGUCGUCUCAGCAAGCAGAGGAGGCUCUCUCUCAAGGCUUGGAUAAGCUUCAGCAAGGUUUGGUUGAGAACAUUGCUGUUGUUGAGUCUUUGAAUCAUGGGGGGGCUCAGAUGGCUUCAGCCAUGGAGAAUCUUGAAUCUUUGGAGGGUUUUGUGAACCAGGCGGAUCAUCUGAGAAAGCAGUCUCUGCAGCAAAUGAGUAAGGUCUUGACGACAAGACAAGCUGCUCGUGGCUUGCUUGCUUUAGGAGAGUACUUCCACAGGCUUCGUGCUCUAAGUUCUCUUUGGGCAGCUCGUCCACGCAAUUAACAAGUUUAGAAGGCACAAGGAAGAAGAGUCAACCUCAAAUGGUUUUAGCUAGGCAUGUAUGGAGAUGUAGAGUGAUUUGAUUAUCCAUUAGAACAUCAUCUUCCUCAUUGAUGUUUUGUUUGUUCUUGAGAGAAAAUGAAUAAAGAAGAUAUAUAUA
Molecule: messenger RNA, 2441 nt
Organism: Brassica rapa (field mustard)
Lineage: Eukaryota; Viridiplantae; Streptophyta; Magnoliopsida; Brassicales; Brassicaceae
Product: transcription factor TGA3
Biological process (GO): regulation of DNA-templated transcription; DNA-templated transcription
Molecular function (GO): DNA-binding transcription factor activity; sequence-specific DNA binding
Source: RefSeq, a predicted model, not a curated record